Messenger RNA from Ruditapes philippinarum (Manila clam), 2919 nucleotides. Its product is annotated as vesicle-associated membrane protein/synaptobrevin-binding protein-like. Gene Ontology annotation, biological process: endoplasmic reticulum membrane organization. Gene Ontology annotation, molecular function: FFAT motif binding. The record is from RefSeq and is a predicted model, not a curated record. The transcript has 7 exons. Gene Ontology annotation, cellular component: plasma membrane; endoplasmic reticulum membrane. NCBI's taxonomy places the organism in Eukaryota, Metazoa, Mollusca, Bivalvia, Venerida, Veneridae. Bases 100 to 882 code for a protein of 260 amino acids.
AUUUGCUCUGCGCAUGCGCAGUUACACGACGAAAGUCAGAUGGUGGAAUAAUCUAAAGAAAUUUACUUUCGAUUGUUUUGAUACUAGGAAGCCCUAAAGAUGUCAAAAUUGGAACAAGUUCUUCUUAUUGAACCAUCGAAUGAACUAGUUUUUCGAGGUCCAUUCAAUGAAGUGGUUACAGCUGAUUUGAAGUUAACCAACCCCUCAGAUAAACGAGUAUGUUUCAAAGUGAAAACUACAGCACCAAAGCGAUACUGUGUCAGGCCAAACAGUGGUGUCAUAGAGUCAAAGGGUUCAGUCACUGUGGCUGUUAUGCUUCAACCAUUUGACUAUGAUCCCAACGAAAAGAAUAAACACAAGUUUAUGGUGCAAACAAUGUUUGCUCCUGAUGGCAAAAUAGAUAAUCAAGAACAAUUAUGGAAGGAUGUAUCACCAGACCAGUUGAUGGAUUCUAAGUUGAAAUGUGUGCUAGACCCCACUGGGAAUUCAUCAUCACAGAGUUCAGUGGUUGCAGAAGAAAAGGUAAAAGCUGUUAAGCAAGAAAACGUACAUACACGGCCUGACCUCCCAAUCCCCCGCGUUGAGGCCAGUCCCGCGUCAUCCCAAAAACCAAACGUAACUGGUGGUGACUCACAGAAACGACAAGACGAAGAAAUUAGAAGACUGAAAGACCAGAUAAAUCUUUUGAAAGAAGAGAAUUCAAAUAUCAAGGCUGAAGAAGUUCGUUUAAGGAAAGUUGCAAUGUCGGAUACUGUAUCUUCUACGCCACCACCGUCGCAGCGAGUUGAGGUUCCAACAUCACAAGCGUCUGCUCUUCCACCAUAUGUCUACCUUAUAGUUGCUCUUAUUAUUGGUAUCUUAUUAGGCAAGAUCCUACUGUAGUGUUGUACCGUGGAGAAACAAACAAGAGACAUUUUUAUUAAGACUGGACUUAUUUAUUUUUAAAGCACUAAAAAAAUCGUAUAUUGCAAAAAGGGGCCAUACGCAGUUUUUAGGAAGGGAUAUAGAGACUUGCAGAUGCAAGUUAAAGAAAUGAUGUGUGAUCAUUCAGAAUCCAGAAAUUUCAGCAUCUCAUAUUGUUCAUUAAUAGCUAAACAAUCUAUAGUGAGUUUUAUAAGAUAUAAAUACCUUAUAUAAUUAAAUAAAUGAAUACCUUAGUUUUUGGUGGCAGAUAUCAUGUUAUGUUGUGAAUAUUAUAUUAAGUCAUUGGAAUAUGUACAUUCAUCUGCUGUUUAAAAACAAUAUUAUGAUAUUUUAUAUACAUCUGUUAUGAUAAGAUGGUUUUCAACACACUAUAUCCUUAAAAUAAACAUUGGUCAAUAUUGUUGAUUUUAGAGUGAGUGAAACAAUUAGUUUACUGUGUCAAGUUUGGGUUAUUUUUUCAUUGAUUAUUCAUGUUCUGAUUUAAAACAUACAAUGUAUAACAUAAUUUGUUUGCACCUGUUCUGUUUUAAGAUUUAUUUGUUACUAAAACCUUAACCUAGAAAAUGAUUUACUAACAAUUAACAAACCACUUCCCUGGAGCCAUGUAUAAUUAGCAAGAUAAAAAAAUUUCAUACCAUUCAUAUUACAAAGGCCAAUUAGUCUUAUGGUCUAAUUUGCUAAAUCAAGUUGGUUAAAUCACUACAAGUACUAAACAGAAACACAGAUGUCCAUAACCAUGACAACAACAACAAAACAACUGAAUUAUGUAAAGAAGCAAAUCAUUCUAUAUAUCAGAUAUUAAAAAAACCUCAAAUUGUGAGAUAAAAGUAAAGAUAUAUCAUGUUUGUUCCAUGUUCAGUAUCAUAUAAUGGUAGGGAUGUGUAAAGUUUAUACCAGAUGUCAUUGUAAAAAAAAAAAAUCUACUUUUGAUUAUAAAUCAUGUUGUAUUUUACAUAAGUUAAUGUUUGUGUACAUGCAUUGUAUUAAAAAUGUAUAUAUGAGUUUUCUCCCUUUGAAUUAUUUCAUUCAUUUACAUAAAGUAUGCUUCAGAGUCUGGAAUACAUGUUUGCACUGAAAAAUGAAAGAAGAAAAUAAGAAAACUUUAUCCAUUAAAAAACCAAUUUGUAUACAUAUGAUAUGUACAGUGUAACAGUGGUGACUGUGUUCAGUGACCUUCCAUUGUAGACAGAAUGUCACUACAAACAAGGAGUCGUUAAGCCAGUCCCAAGUGUAUCACUAACAGCAUUGACAUUAAGAGGCUGUUUCUGGGUCUCAAAUGCAUUUUGGAUCACCUCGAAACACUCGUAAGGGUUGGGUAUGUGAUCAAUCCAAAAAUGAUAGCCUCAAAUUCAAACCAUUGCAGAAAAAAUUAAUGAUAACUCUGGGUAAUCUUUGUGUGUUAAUACCCAGAAGUUUUGUUGUAAAAUGUUACACUUGCACUAAAUUUCUUCAGAUUUGAGGUUUAACAUGGAUGUAUACUGUGAAGUCUUUUCUGGGGUGUUUGUUAUAACAAGGAUUUUUAAAGGGAUUUUACUUUGAAUAAUUUGAUAAGUUAUGACUGUACUAGAAGCUAAAAGUCUGUAGACAUACUAUCUAUAUACAAAGCUGCCAUAACAUUCAAAUCAUAAAGAAGUUAAUGAUAUAAUGUUUAAUGAACAGAUUUGAAAUCAUACAUCAUGACCUUAGUGCUGUAACAGGUUAAGUCCUUCUAAAAUUAAUAGGAGUUAACCAGUUACUGCUUAAAGGUAACAACAUGUCAUAUAAUGUAUAUUUAAUGAACACUUGUCACCAAAAAGUCUCUAAUAUGUCACUGCUAUAAAAGUUGUUACUGCUCCCCGAGUAUAUGUGUACAUUAGUGUCUGUCUGUAAAUGUUUGUAAGCAUAUAGCUUUGUUAAUAAUACUAAUUUUCUGUCAAGCUUUAUCUUACUUCCUUGUAUACAUGUACAUUUAAAACACGCUUUACCUAUUUUUAGUCACAAGACAAUCUUGUUAAA